GCGAGUUUCUUUCUUUGUUUUAGCCAUGGCGCCCAACCUCUGCUCUUCUUUCUUCAUUUACUUUCUCAUACCAUUCCUUUCGUUUUCUCUCCCGUCCAUUCCCGCCGCGACGGCGAACGGCGGAGAAUGCAUAAUGCCGGCGGGGGAGCGCAGGCCGCCUCUCUUCAUCUUCGGCGACUCCUUCAUGGAUUCCGGCAACAACAACUACAUAAACACCACUACUCUCGACCAGGCCAAUUUCCGCCCCUACGGCGAGACCUUCUUCGACGCCCCCACCGGCAGGUUCUCCGACGGCCGCCUAAUCUCCGACUUCAUAGCCGAGUACGCGGGGCUGCCGUUGGUGCCGCCAUUUCUGCAACCGGCGGAGAAGCAUGAAUAUUACGGCGGAGCAAACUUUGCGUCGGCCGGCGCCGGCGCUCUGGUCCAGACAUUUCAGGGAGAAGUAAUUGAUCUAGGGACUCAGCUGGAAUACUUCAACAAGGUUAAAGCCUGGUAUAGGGGCAAGAUUGGAAGCGCAGAAUCAAGAAAGGCGUUUGCAAGGGCAGUGUAUUUGUUCAGCAUUGGUACAAAUGACUAUCUUAGCCCUUUCCUAACCGAUUCCAAACUCCUAACCUCCUAUUCACAUUCCCACUACGUGGACAUGGUAAUCGGAAACUUGACACAAGUCAUUCAAGACAUAUAUAGAAGUGGAGGCAGGAAAUUUGGGUUAUUGAAUUUGGGGGAUUUGGGAUGUAUACCUGGCAUGAGACAGCUUAAUCCUCCAACUAAAAGUGGGUGCUUACCACAAGUUUCAAAGUUGUCAAGGCUACACAAUAGGGCACUCCACAAAAUGCUAGUGAAAAUGGGGAAUCACUUCAAAGGCUUUAGAUAUGUCCUCUAUGACUUCAACCAUAAUCUCAAACAAAGGAUUAAUCAUCCCUCUAAAUUUGGUUUCAAGGAAGGGAAGAUAGCAUGCUGUGGAACAGGGAGAUUUAGAGGAGUAUUCAGCUGUGGAGGAAAGAGGCCUGUGAGGGAGUUUGAAGUUUGUGAGAAUCCAAAAGAAUAUGUUUUUUGGGACUCAUAUCAUCUUACAGAAAGUGUGCACAAACAAAUGGCAGAUCAUAUGUGGAAUCAGCCCAAGCUUGGGCUUUACACUUUGAAGAACCUAUUUCAAUGCCUAUAGCUUUUUUUUUUCCCCCUCUAAGUUAUAAUGAAGUUAUACUCCAUAAUUCUUAGAGUUUAAAUCGAUAAUUUUUUAAAUUA
This is a messenger RNA of Ipomoea triloba (trilobed morning glory), 1242 nucleotides long. RefSeq names its product GDSL esterase/lipase 5. Lineage: Eukaryota; Viridiplantae; Streptophyta; Magnoliopsida; Solanales; Convolvulaceae. The coding region runs from base 26 to 1162 and encodes 378 amino acids. Gene Ontology annotation, molecular function: hydrolase activity, acting on ester bonds. The transcript has 5 exons. The record is from RefSeq and is a predicted model, not a curated record.